Molecule: messenger RNA, 1668 nt
Organism: Chenopodium quinoa (quinoa)
Lineage: Eukaryota; Viridiplantae; Streptophyta; Magnoliopsida; Caryophyllales; Amaranthaceae
Exons: 2
Coding region: 1-1668 (555 amino acids)
Source: RefSeq, a predicted model, not a curated record
AUGGUAGACCAACCAACGAAAUCCCUCUUGGAGUACGGUAUUCCUGAUACGACUACCGGAGUCCUUUCAAGCAUCAUAAGACCACCAGUCACGGCUCAGCACUUCGAGCUCAAGCCACAGUUCAUACAGUUCAUCUCCAAUGAUUCAUUCGCAGGGCUACCACAUGAUUGCCCCGACAAGUUAGUGAAGGCCUUCCUAGUGAAGUUUUUAGGGAAUAAGAAGACUGCAAGAUUGAGGAAUGAGCUACAAACUUUUAAGCAGUCAGAUGAUGAGUCUCUCUAUGAGGCUUGGAGGAGAUUUAAAAGAUUGCAGAGACAAUGCCCUCACCAUGGCAUUCCAGAUUGGAUUUUGAUGCAGACCUUUUACAAUGGCAUGACUCAUGAGUUCCGUAUUUACAUAGAUGCUGCGUCAGGAGGUUCUCUCUUGACAAAGAACCCCACUGAAGCUAGGGAGCUCAUAGAGAAGAUGGCAGCCAAUGAUAACUAUCAUCCUGGAGGCCGAAGCACUGUGAAAAAGGGAGGUAAACUUGAUGUUGAUGCUUUAACUAUGCUAACUAGUUCUGUGCAGGCACUAACAAGUAGGUUUGAUAAGUUCCAAGUAGGAACUUCUAACACCCCACAGGAGUUGUGUCAGUUAUGUCAUGUGCAGGGUCAUGUUGCUCCAGAUUGCCCACAGAUUUCGCAGAAUGCGGAAGAGAUGUCAAUCGAGCAAGCCAACGCUUUCUACUCCUCUAACCCAAAGAGGCCUUAUGACCCUUAUUCCAACACCUACAAUGAAGGAUGGAAACACCAUCCUAACUUCUCAUACAAAAAUUCCCAAGCACAACAAAACCCUCCACCACCACCUCCACCCAAUACCUACAACCAACCACCACCUGGUUUCCAACAGAAAACACCCAAUGCUCACCAACCAAUGAAACAACAACCUCAGAAAUCAAGCCUAGAGGUGACAUUAGAGAGCUUUAUAACCGCAACAAACAGUGCCAUCCGGCAUCAAAAUAGCUCUAUCCAACAGUUGCAAGCUCAGGGUAAACUUAUGGAGAAUCAGAUAAGCCAAUUGGCCAACCAAUUUAGCCAAGCCCUAAAGACUCCAGGAACCUUCCCGGGCCAGACUGAACAAUCUCAAAAAGGCCAAAUGAAUGUCGUCACCCUGAGGAGUGGAAAGCAGUUGGACGAUCCUUCUACCAAGGAGCCAUCAAGAGAGGUCAUUGAAGAAGUGGGUGCAAGUGAAAAGGAAGUAGAAGAUGCUAGGGUCGAGGAAGCAUCAAAGGAAGCACCACCAAAGCCACCUGCUCCAUAUAUGCCUAAGGUUCUUUUUCCUCAAAGAUUAGCACAAGCUAAACUUGAGAAAAAGUUUAGUAAGUUCCUCGAUGUUCUUAAAAAGCUUCAUAUUAAUAUUCCAUUCCUAGAUGCCAUAUCUGAGAUGCCUUCUUAUGCAAAAUUUUUAAAAGCUAUGCUAUCUAACAAGAGGAAGUUAGAAGAGAAUACUACAGUUGCUUUGAAUGCAGAGUGCAGUGCUAUUUUGCAGAACACUCUCCCUAAGAAAUUAGGAGAUCCAGGUAGCUAUUCAAUUCCAAUGAAGCUUGGAGAUAUUGAGAUCAACAGGGCACUAUGUGAUCUAGGUGCAAGUGUGAGCCUCAUGCCACUAUCUAUAUGCAAGAAGCUGUAG